AUGGCACGUUAUCAACUCAUUAGCUCCCUGCUGCUUGGUCUGGUCAUUUUGGUGGCCCAGACGACAGCCGAGGCGCCUCGAAGAUUGCGCUACAAUCGUCAGCGUCAGGCGGCAUUUGCAAGGCAGGAGAUUCAACCGACGCCAUAUCCCACUGCAGAGGAGCUGAAGCCGGAGGAGCCGGUGCUCAUCUAUGGCCCACCACCGUCAACGGAUGUGGAUGAGCUGCCCGCUGAGCAGGAGCUGCCAACGAAUAGCUUUCAGCCUGAUGCCGAGACCGACAUUGAUGUCGAUAAUGCUGAGGCGCUGGACAAUGAGGAGACCGCGCCAGAGCUCACAACGCCGGCUGCUUUCGCUCGCCUGCGCAUCAGCCGCCGCCAGAAAUUGGCCAAACUCCAGCUGGCCAAGGUGCAGCCCAACCGUCAGCGCAUUGCUCGCCUGGAGGCAGUCCCAGUACCCGCUGAAGCACCAUUGCCGGCAGUUCCCCAAUUUUACUAUGUUGGUGGCCAGCAGCAGCAGGCCUAUUUGGUUGCCUACAAUCCGGCUAACCAGCAGCUGGCUUGGUAAAUUGUAAAUCAGUUUGGGGACUGAUUGAUUGUUAUUGAUUGUGUUGCUCUAUUUGUAUACAUAUUGUUAUUGUCUA
Drosophila grimshawi is the source of this 640-nucleotide messenger RNA. RefSeq lists its product as uncharacterized. The coding region runs from base 1 to 564 and encodes 187 amino acids. Lineage: Eukaryota; Metazoa; Arthropoda; Insecta; Diptera; Drosophilidae. The record is from RefSeq and is a predicted model, not a curated record. The transcript has a single exon.